GGCACGUGGUAUUAAGACAGGUAAAUACCCGAAUUUGUGCGAUUAAAAUUGUCCUUAAUGAUAACGAGCGCAGUGAUAAUAAACUUUAACCAUGGGGGAUGCAGUGCAAAAAGAAUUCUUCGGUAAAACAUCAAAAGAUGAAGACAUAUACAAGUUCACGCUGAGUAAUAAGAACAAAGUGAGUGUCAGCAUUCUGAACUUUGGUUGUAUUGUCUACGAAAUCAAUCUACCAGACAAGGACGGAAAUGUUGUUGAUGUUAAUCUAGGAUAUGAUAACGUGAAGGAUUAUGAAGGGAAUAAUAACUAUUUCGGAGCCCUGUGUGGCCGAGUGGCAAAUAGGAUUAGCGGUGCUAAAUUCACCCUCGACGGUAAAACCUUUGAGGUAUCAAAGAACGAUCCGUUCGGAGGUCACUGGGUUCAUGGUGGCUUUGUCGGCUUCAGCAGGAGGGUUUGGAACUACGAAAUUAAGAACAAUUCACUGGUACUCAGUUACACAGAUCCUGAUGGUAGCGAGGGGAUGCCCGGGGAGGUGGUAACGCACGUGACAUACACUCUUGACGACGACAACGUACUCACUAUGGACUACAAGGCUACUACCACUAAGCCAACCAUUAUAGAUAUGGGCAGCCAUUUUAUGGUUAACCUGGCGGGGCAUGGCAAAGGGGCAAUAAGGGAUCACGUGAUCAAAAUUGGCUCAGACAGAUAUCUAGAAAUGAUGAGUACAGAUCACCUUCCAACAGGUAAGACAAUUUCGGUGGAGGAAGACAAAGUCAUGGAUUUCCGGCAGCCGAGAUGUGUGGACGGCGACACCCUUGAGAAACUAACUGGUGGUAGAGCGUUCUGUCAUGCAUUCUUGUUUGAUAAGCGGGGAGAGAAAAAAUUCAUGGCAAGGGCAGAACAUCCAGAAAGUAAACGCUAUAUAGAGGUUUAUUCUACAAACACUACCGUGUUCGCAUACAGUAACCACUUCAUGGACGUGAUUGUUGGAGACAAACCUUGCAAGGAGGGCGUGGCUUAUCCAAAAUAUGCCGCCAUUGAGUUCAUGCCAAUGGGUUAUGCGAAUUCUAUUAAUCAGGAGAAUUUUCCACAAUCUGUUGUCAGACCAGGAGAAGAAUACCACGAGACCGCCUGGUAUAAAUUUGGCGUCACGGACUGAAGCGACACCCGGUGGAUUGUUAUUUUUUCAAACAAUUUUACUAAACAUGUUAAAUGAUUCUGUUCAUCGUUAUCGUUGGAAUAGAAGAACAUCUUACUCAUUUGUAUUACUUAUAUUAUUAUUUAUAUUCUACAUGCAAAGAAUAAAUAUUUAUUGAAA
Messenger RNA from Ruditapes philippinarum (Manila clam), 1315 nucleotides. Its product is annotated as galactose mutarotase-like. The record is from RefSeq and is a predicted model, not a curated record. Gene Ontology annotation, molecular function: aldose 1-epimerase activity; carbohydrate binding. The coding region runs from base 92 to 1156 and encodes 354 amino acids. Gene Ontology annotation, biological process: glucose metabolic process; beta-D-galactose catabolic process via UDP-galactose, Leloir pathway. Lineage: Eukaryota; Metazoa; Mollusca; Bivalvia; Venerida; Veneridae. The transcript is spliced from 8 exons.